AGCUUCACCUGGAAUCUUCGAUGCUCAUCCUGGGCCAUCCCACCUCGCGCUGCGCUUGCGGAGGGGCAGCGAAGCAGUGACCUACCUGCCUGCUUGCAGCUUGGGGAAAGAUCGCCAAACAAACAAAAAACAUCGACAAACGUCUCUGCCCUUUGACCUGCGAGCGCUUGACUUUAACCUUUUAAAUUUCCUCCAAUUCUGUACUCCAUCAUCGUCAUUUCAGAUACUUGACCCGCUUUCUAAAGACGACGACCAUGAGCGAAAGCAGCUUUCAGCGUCCGUUGCGCGGCGGUUGCCAGUGCGGGCGCAACAGUUACAUCAUCGAGGUCCCGCAGGGCACCACCGAGAAAGCCCAGGUGCUAUUCCAUACAGACUCAAUGCACAGAGUUCCUCUCGCAACCCCACUGGCCGCCAUGAUCCGAGUGCCACUCUCGUGGUAUCACAGCUCAACCCACGCCUUCUACCCGGACGAAAGGCACUCGGCGAUCCGCCGCGUUUUCGAAUCACCCUCCAACCACCAUCCUUCGAGACGAAACUUUUGCGGCUUCUGCGGCACGCCGCUGUCCUACUGGACCGAGAGACCCCCUACCGAGGCGGGGUUCAUCCACCUGACCCUUGCGAGCCUGCGAGGUGAAGACCUACGAGAUCUGGAAGAUCUGGGGCUGAUACCAGAGUUUGAAGAGCCGGAAGAACAGCCCGCUGUUCCGACAACAACCACGGUAAUUGGGAGGGAAACCCAGGGCGUCCCUUGGUUCGAGGGCAUGAUCGAGGGUACCCGUUUGGGCAACUUGCGUCACAGCCAGGUUGUUGAUCAUAGCAGAGACGGGAAAAUUAGGGUUGAAUGGGAGAUUGUAGAGUGGACCGAGGGAGACGAUGCUGCCGACGUGGCCGCAGCAGCGGAUGGCGAUGUUAAUAUGACGACAAAUCAUCCCGGAAAACGCAAAAUGAACGACCGAGAAGACGAGGAUGCGGCUGUCGACGGCAUGCAUUAAGCCUUGUCCAUGCCGUGCAUUGCAGCGGCAGGGUAGGUCGUAAUGAAUCCAGGGCCGUCUCGAGCUGGGCCGGCUCACCUUCGUCCCGGCUUCCGUACACCUCGGUGAGGCUCCGGAGAGAGUCUCCAAAACAAAUACUAUGCUUCUGGCGCAGACUUUGUCCCGUUAGUCUUGGAAAAUUGGCGCAAAGAUGUGGCAGUCCCAAAGAUGGCACAUUUGAUUUGCACACAUCAGAGGAUGUGCUGCGUGGCAGUUCCAGAAAGAAUUGAGAUGAGGUUCAAAGAGGCAGACAGGCAUGCGCGCUGUACUGACUGCAGCAUCCACGAUGAAAGCAGCAAAGAUGAAGGUACCUUGAGAUAGCUGUAGACGCUGCCAUGUACACACAUGCCCCAGCAGGGAAUAUAAGUUGCAAAAUCUCCGAUGAUCUCCCGGAAUUCGUGUGUUUUUGUGUCGUUUUGGGCUUCCGCUACCUUGACCAAAGGCCUGUUGGCUGUAAGUGAAGGCCCCGCCAGCC
Molecule: messenger RNA, 1506 nt
Organism: Colletotrichum scovillei
Lineage: Eukaryota; Fungi; Ascomycota; Sordariomycetes; Glomerellales; Glomerellaceae
Exons: 2
Coding region: 255-992 (245 amino acids)
Source: RefSeq, a predicted model, not a curated record